UUACAAAUAAUCAACAUAAGCUUAGUAACAAUGCAACUUUUCAAAAUAAUAAUACUUAUCAUUAUAUUUGUUUAACACCUGAAGUUGCUGAGGCUUCAACAACAACUGGUAUCUAUACAACAUCUUCAAAUUCUUCAAUAAAUUAUACUUCUACUAGAAAAAAUCUCUUAGCAACAUUCUAA
Messenger RNA from Scutellospora calospora, 182 nucleotides. The record is from the annotation of a GenBank genome assembly. Lineage: Eukaryota; Fungi; Glomeromycota; Glomeromycetes; Diversisporales; Gigasporaceae.